GUCCUCUUUUGGACUUGGUCCUCCCAGUCAAGCAAUACGCGUGACAAAGGGCCUCACACGAAAUUAUAUUGCAAUGCAUAUCAGGUAUAAACCAAUUGCAAAAACCUGUUGUUCUGUAACGUCACAAUCCCUCAGUUGUGCCUGAAAGAGGCAUUAUCUAGGCAAGUGGGUGGGGAGAGAUCUCUUUAUUCAUCGCAUUGACGCUACAGGUAACUGUGCUGAACUGUGCUUGGUUUUGGACCUAGCCACAAAGGUCAAUUCUGCCAGUCAUUAAAUAGCAAAAUGACCAUUCAUUUCUAUAAAAAGGAGGGAAGGAAGGAUGUUUAAAAAGACAGGAAGUUGCCACGAAAGUAUAAAAAGAGGCGAUCGAUAUAUUUGAGACCAUUUAGUUGUCGACUGCGGGCAUACAAACGUUCUUUGUAAAGGACACUUUCAGAGCUAUAACAUGGUUCGAGGUUACACGAUUUUGCAUUUAGUGUCGGUGGUGUGCACCUUCUUUUUAGCGAACGCGUUAACUACUCUUCCAGAAGGGAUGGUACCACCACCAGCCAGUUUGAGAGUCUCAGGGUGCAAAGAUUACAACACAAGAUGUCCUUCCUGGAGGAAAAGGGGUUACUGCACAGUUACCUUAAAGCGUGUUAGUGACUACUUGAAAAGAUACUGUAAGAAAUCUUGUGGGUUGUGCCCAACAAAAAAGGACGUAGAGAUUUGUAAAGACAAGUCUACAUACUGCAAAUAUGGAAAGCAAAUAGGAGAAUGUACCAGUAAAAGAAUAUUCACGCAGAAUUUCAUGAAAAAGUAUUGUAAGAAGUCAUGUGGAUUGUGCAAAGCACAAGAACGUAAAUGUAACGACAGUGUCAAUGAAAAACUCUGCAAAACUUACAAGCGUCGUGGGUUUUGUGAAAGAUUCGAGUACAGGUCAUACAUGGCUCGAGGCUGUAGUAAGACUUGUGGUCUUUGCGACCUAUCAAAAACCUAUUCUUGUGGAAUUGCAAAGGCAAGAAAAAGAGGCACAAGACCAGUCGUCGCGGGUGAAGAUGCGAAGAAGGGUUACUGGCCUUGGCAAGUUGCGAUUCAGAAGAAUGGUGCCUUUAGCUGCGGUGGUACAUUGAUAAACAGCCGCUUUGUUGUCACUGCCGCUCACUGCUUUCCAAAUACUAACGUCAACAACUAUAAGCUUAUUCUAGGUGAACACAAGAGAAAGGACAAGGAGGGAACGGAGCAAACUUUCGACGUGAAAAGAAUUAUAAUACACCCUAGGUUUGUACUUGGAGGGGAACAUGAUAUUGCAAUCCUUGAACUGGCGACUGAAGCAGUGCUCACGGCAUUUGUUACCCCAGCGUGUUUACCUGAGGCAGGCCAAGUGCCCGAAGUUGGGAAACAAUGCUUUCUUACAGGUUGGGGUCGGACGCUGAUAACCUCAGGCUCUGCAAUGAUUUUACAAAAAGCUCCAAUGAACAUUCUUAGCGACAAACAGUGCCAAAGUCGCAACAGAUUCUCUUCCAGAAAAGUAACGUCAAGAAUGUUGUGUACGAGAAACUUCAAAAACAUAUUCAGCUCUGGCUGCCACGGGGACAGCGGUGGACCAUUGGUUUGUGAAAAAGACGGUCGCAUGGUUUUACAAGGUGUUGUUAGCUGGGGCUCUCGCACUUGUGAUGCACUUGACCGCUUCACAGUCUUUACCAAAGUUUCAACGUACCAGCCUUGGAUAAAGAAGAUAAUGGACUCAUAGAAAUCAUUGACUACUAGGUCUGUUGCUGCAAGAAGUCAUUAGCAGCCUUUUUUGUAUAAAGCUCUCUUUAUAUUGCAUUUGGUUAUGUUACUAGUUUCAACUACCGUGUAUUCGUUGCUACUGAAAAGUCAAUAUUGGACACAAACCCAAGCUAUUGUACCAGAUUGCAUUUAAUCCCAAUUAACUUGGGACUUCGGUGCUUGCUUAAGUGUAUUUAAAAAUGAGUUGGAUGAAUAGGAGUACUAUUGCCUUUAUUUAUGUGUGUUUUGAGACAUUUUUAUUGAGACAUUGGGCCUUCUUAAAGGGUGAUGACUUUAUUGCACUUGAAAGUGUCGCAGAAGUCAUGGAACGCACAAAAAAUUAGCAUCUGGUUUUGUAUUUGUCCAAAAAGGCCUAAAGAAUCCUGAUAUCUAAAGAAUCGAUCAAUUGCCUGUAUAUCUGAGAGAGUAGAAAAUUUUGAGUAAAUUAUUGUAAGUAUUAUUCUAAAGUAAUCUACUUCGUAUCUUAUUGUAAAUGUGUUAUCGUAGUUAGAACAUAGUAUGCAUUUCAUUUAAUUACCAUGAAAAACUUUUUAAUAAA
Molecule: messenger RNA, 2311 nt
Organism: Rhopilema esculentum
Lineage: Eukaryota; Metazoa; Cnidaria; Scyphozoa; Rhizostomeae; Rhizostomatidae
Product: chymotrypsinogen B2
Biological process (GO): proteolysis
Molecular function (GO): serine-type endopeptidase activity
Source: RefSeq, a predicted model, not a curated record